ACGGCUCGUAAUUCUUACAGUGCCAUGUUGAAAACAUUUUGUGAAACGCAUUUAUUUGCUCCGCUGCUUUAUGUAUGCGUAUAUUACGUGUUAAAGCAACAAAGAGACAGUUAAACCUGGAUGGUGCUGUGUGCAGUGAGGCGACAACUCUUGAGGAGAGGCAGCAGUUGUGGAGACUGGGCUGGGCUGCUGCAGAGAUGGAGCAGGGGUUGUAUGUAUGCCAGCGUCCAUAGCUUCAACCAGGAGGAGAUCAGAGAGAAGCUGCGGGUCUUUCCUGGAGGCUCCAUUGAUCUGCUCAAACAGGAGUCUGGCAUCGCUGUGCUGACCAUCAACUACCCCUCCCGCAUGAAUGCCUUCUCUGGCAGUAUGAUGUUGGAUCUGGAGGAGAAGGUGAGCCAGCUGGAGAGUUGGACAGACGGUAAAGGCCUCAUUGUUCAGGGUGCUGCUGGAACUUUCUGCUCUGGAUCGGACCUCAACGCUGUCAGGGCCAUAUCUAACCCACAGGAUGGGAUGAAGAUGUGUAUGUUCAUGCAGAAUGCUCUCACAAGACUUCUCAGGCUGCCUCUGAUCUCUGUUGCUCUGGUGGAGGGGAGAGCGCUGGGAGGAGGUGCAGAGCUCACCACUGCCUGCGAUUUCAGGUUAAUGGCAUCUGGCAGUGUGAUCCAGUUUGUCCAUAAACACAUGGGCCUGGUCCCAGGCUGGGGAGGAGCUGCGCGACUCGUCCGCAUCGUCGGAAGCCAGAAUGCACUGAAGUUGCUUGGUGGUGCUCUAAAAGUGGAUCCCGAACUUGGCCUGCAGAUCGGACUGGCAGAUGGAGUCCUGGAGUUCCCCCAGGCAGAGGAGGGUGCAGAGACUCUCAGACAGCAGGCUGAAAACUGGCUCACUCACUAUACAAAAGGGCCUGCCCCGGUGAUCCAGGCUGUGAAGAAGGUUGUGUUGUCAGGGAGAGAGCUCCCUCUGUCAGAGGCGCUGAGGACUGAGAAGGAUGUAUUUGGGACGGUGUGGGGCGGUCCGGCUAACCUGCAGGCUCUGGCCAGCAAGUCCAAACACAGAUGAGGGUCUGCGAGACUGAGACAUUGUUAGAAAGUCCUGUCCAGGUCAAAUAUAUGUGGAAGAGAACUGCUAAAGACUGACAUUGAUAAACAUAGUGAGUUCUAUGGUGUGCUGAAGACAUUAACAAGAACCUGAAUGUGUUGCGUCUAAAAUGUGGACUCUGGGAAUGCAGAGACAAUGAUAAUGAAAGGGUCUCUGUCUUUGUAAGGACUAUGAACUUCACAUUUUAAUAAAUUAGCUGUGUCAUUGAUAAGAGAUCACCAGUUGUCAUAUACUUAAAUGGUUGCAAUGUAUUUUGUUUGCUAUCUCUCUAUGCGACAUACCUACUUGUCACAUGAGUAGGAGCUGUGAUUCAAAUAUAUAAACAGUGACACCGAUAGUGUGCAUUUUUGUUCAUUUAUUGCAAACAUAGCUCUGUGGGAAAAUAUGAAAUGAGGGCAGUGCUUGUGGGGAUGAAAACUGAAUGAACACCAUACAUAAAAACUCCACUGUCCUGAGGAAUGAUUUUGUUUCAUUAAUACUCUGGAGACUAAUCCUGUAUGGAGG
Epinephelus fuscoguttatus (brown-marbled grouper) is the source of this 1599-nucleotide messenger RNA. RefSeq names its product enoyl CoA hydratase domain containing 1 (gene echdc1). The record is from RefSeq and is a predicted model, not a curated record. Lineage: Eukaryota; Metazoa; Chordata; Actinopteri; Perciformes; Serranidae. The transcript has 7 exons. Gene Ontology annotation, cellular component: cytosol. Gene Ontology annotation, biological process: fatty acid beta-oxidation. Gene Ontology annotation, molecular function: enoyl-CoA hydratase activity. The coding region runs from base 121 to 1056 and encodes 311 amino acids.